UCGGGAGAACAUCACACACACACCGAAGAAAGAAAACACUCAUAGAAAGCUCUCCGAAAUGGCCAACGACGAAGGAGAAAAGUCCCCUACAAAUGAAAGCAUCAAAUUAUCACCCAAAGGCUCGAUACGUGAAAAGCAACCGGACAACGAUGUGAUCUGUUUGAAACCAAAGAUGAAUCUUUUGAAUGGAAUCACAGUGAUCGUCGGCAGCAUUAUAGGUUCCGGGAUUUUCGUCAGUCCCAAAGGUGUUUCUAAAGGUACCGGAAGUGUGGGCCUCUCUUUGGUGGUAUGGAUCUCAUCAGGUAUUUUUUCCUUGGUAGGAGCCUAUUGUUAUGCAGAGUUGGGUUGCAUGAUCACCAAGACCGGAGCUGAUUAUGCAUAUAUUAUGGAAUCGUUUGGUCCUUUCGUGGCUUUCUUGCGCCUCUGGGUCGAAUGCAUGAUAGUCCGUCCCUGUUCUCAAGCGAUUGUGGCCCUGACGUUCUCUUUUUACGUUCUACGUCCCAUAUACCCUGAUUGUGAACCACCUGAUACGGCAAUUCGUUUCCUGGCCUGCGUCUGUAUAUGUUUGUUAACUUUCGUCAACUGCUGGGAUGUGAAAUGGGCUACUCGAGUGCAAGAUCUUUUCACCUAUGGAAAACUUGCUGCUUUAAUCAUCAUUAUUGUUACUGGUUUUGUUGAACUGGGACGCGGUAAAGUGGAGUACUUUAACUUCGAUAAUUCUGAAACGGAUAUCACGAAAAUAGCAUUAUCGUUUUACUCAGGUCUCUUUGCGUAUAAUGGUUGGAAUUAUUUGAAUUUCGUUAUUGAAGAGCUGAAAGAUCCUCAUAAAAAUUUACCUCGAGCCAUAUUCAUUUCCUGCAUUUUGUGCACAGUAGUCUAUGCUUUUACGAUUGUUGCAUUCCACACUACGCUAUCCAUUCAAGAAGUUAUGGGUGCUGAAGCUGUAGCUGUGAUAUAUGCCGAUCGUCUUUUCGGAAAUUUCGCAUGGGUCGUUCCUGUAUUUGUCGCUCUGUCGACAUUUGGUGGAGUUAAUGGCAUUCUUUUCACUUCUUCAAGAUUAUUUUAUGCUGGAGCUGAAAAAGGACAAAUGCCUCAAAUUCUCAAUAUGAUUCAGAUUAAUCACUUAACACCAACACCAGCAGUUAUGUUUGUGGCUCUACUUUCCUUGGUGUACUUGUGCUCUAAAGAUAUAUAUGCUCUCAUCAAUUAUGUUGGUUUUGCUACAUGGCUUGCUAUCGGACUUGCGGUUGUUUGCCUUCCAUAUCUACGUUGGAAACAACCGGAUUUACCAAGACCAAUAAAGGUGAAUUUAUUCUUCCCCAUCAUUUAUAUUUUGGCGACUAUCUUCAUCACUGUGGUCCCUAUGAUUGCGGAACCAGUGGAAACAGGGUUUGGUUGCUUGAUUAUCUUUACUGGUGUCCCUGUCUAUUUCCUCUUUAUAUACUGGGAGAACAAGCCAGCAUGCGUGAAAAGCGGAAUAAAUUCAUUUACACGUCUUUUGCAAAAGCUGCUGGUUGUCGUGGCUGCAGAAAAACCAGUCGAGGUUUGAAGAUACUUAAAAGUGGGAGAUAGGUCUCCAUACUGUUCUGUUCCUGUGCUUUUGAUGUUUGUUUCUUCAUGGCUGUGCCAAACAAAUAUGGUAUUCAACUGUUGACCAACGGACACAUCUGAAGAAGACUUUGAUAUAGCAGAGUAUGUCAGUAGUCAUUUCAUUCGUAAAUUUAUUUAAUCAGUGUCCUGGUUGUGAUAGACCACUCUGCUCAUAGGGUGAAAUUCUGCUGUACAUGGUCUUAGCAGUGUUGUAAAGUUACAUCUGUGUCAACUGUUGGUUUUUUGAAAACAUUAUUCUUCAGGAUCAUAUUGAAAACAUUUUCAUAUCAUUCUGUUUCAUAUCAUAAGUUUUAUAAAUGUUAAAUUUAUAAAUAGACUGCAAUUGAGUGUGAAAAGCAUGCAUAUUUAAUCUUUACCAAGCAUUGAUUUAUUGCGACAAAAUUUAAGGUUUCGAUAUUUAUGAAUUUUAAAGUUGUGAUGGCCAUUUAUAAAAUAAAAAUUUCUUUGUAUAGAAAAAUGUUUCUAAAUAGUCUUUUAUAUUAGGAUCGAAAGUGUGGUUUCUAUUGAAAAUUGAUUUUGUUAAAAUGAAAUUUAUUUUUUAAAUUCAAAGAUUUUUUUAUUAUUUCUAAAUAAUGAACAAUUCAUGUAGAAAAAAAAUUCUUAGAGCAAUGUUUUUUUAUUUGGUUAUUAUAUGUUUAAUUUUUUUUAUUUAGAAUAAUUUUAAGAUUUUCUAGAUUUAUUUGUAAAUUAUUAAAUUAAUGAAUUAUUUUUUCUGUAAUAUGAAAAUUUAAGAAUAUUUUUGGCUCUUUAAUCGUGAAUAUACGAAAGCUUACGCACGCGAGCGUAAAACUAUGAAUAAUAGACAAAGGAUUUUAAAAUCAUUGUGCGAGUUUCGAGCAAGAAUAAUUCUCUUUCAUAUUUCUUUUAAGUUUUUAAAAACAUUUCGAUAUUUUUAUAUUUUGUUAGUUGCAUGAAAAUAGCAUGUCUUGAUUAUUAAAAUUAAUUAUAAGUGCAAAACCAAUAUUUUUAUACAACUAUCAUUUUUGUCAAAUUAUAUAUUGGUGGAAAAUUUUGGAGUAUACACUGCAGCAUUUUUCAUCAUAUUAGUUUUAUGGUGAGAAUAAUAUGCAAGAAAAAUUUAAAUUUUUUCAAAACUCUAUUUUUUAGUUAAAAUUCUUUGAAGAAAAUUUUGUUUUCUUAAACUGGAUAUGCAUGCACAACUUAAAUCUAUGCAAAAAUUACAAAUUUUAAUUGUUUUUCAUUCGGAGUUUUUUUUUAUUUUAUAUAAUAGAGGUAUGAUUAAACUCUUUAAAAAUAUUAUUGAUUUAUGUUUUGAAUUCUCCCAAUUUUUAAAAAUAAUCUUACUCAGGAUUGCUUAUUUUAUAAAUGAAUUAAGUGAGCACAAAUCUUUUUAAGUAUAUUUUUUUCAGACUGCACAAAUCAUGUCUCAGGUUGUUAAUAUAAUUUUGUUUUAUUUUUAAUAAUAUAUAAGAAGAAUUUGUUGUAUUAGGUAUAACUUCAAUUAUUAAUAAAUGAUCCAAAAAAUUGUGAGAUAUAUACUUAUAAAAACUGCUUUAUUUAUAUUUUUUUUUCUCAAUAUUCAACAUUCCUUUAUUGAUGCCAUUCCAAAUAUAAGAAAAAUGUUAAUAUUUAUAAUAAUUUGGAUUAUGCUAAAUAGCUAUGAAAUGCUUUUCAGUAUGAUUCUGCAAUUUUUGAAUUGUGUUCAAAUAAGCGAUUUCAUUAACUGUAUUAAAUAUGAUGUUUCUGUGUCAUACAUCUAUAUAUGAUAAAACUUUUGAACUGUUGUUGUAUUAGAGUGUAAUACAUUUAUGCAAUGUUUCCAUUAUUAAAUGUUACAACUUUUAAAGCGAUAUAUUGUUUACAUAAAUUGUUUGGUGCUUUGUCUUCAUUAUGUAUUGAUAAUGUGUUGUAGAUAGUGACAUACUCUUUAUAGCAUUAAUGAUUGUUCUGUAUAAAAUAACUUUAUAUUAAUUUUAUAAUGCUGAUAAAUGGGAAAAAUACAUUCAUUAAAUAGGCAGUUAUUUUCAUUAUUCAUUAAUAGGCAUUCAUUUGUAGGCAUUUAUUUUCGUUUAUUUUUUUUAACUCGUGUAAAUUUAGUUGGGCUUGGAAUUCGAGUCCUAAAUGAAUUCAAAUAAUUUUUCAUUUGUAAUUUUUUUAAUAGACAUAUAUUAUCAGCAUCUUAGACAACGAUAUAUUUUAAUAUUUAGUUAAUCACUGUGUAGAAUAUUUAUACUUAGCAAUUGCUGUUAUCAUUGUGUAAUGAAUAUAGUGUGUAUUAUUUAUUUUACUCAUUCAUUGGUGCUCAUAUCAAUUAUGAAAAUAAAAGAAGUCAAGUAUUUCCAAAUAUAUAUUCAGUUCUUAAUUUAUUCUAAUAGUUGAAAAUAUUGAAAGAUUUUCUAUUCUAUGUAAAAAAAAUAAUAAGUUUAAUCAUAAAAAAUAUGAUAUUUUUAUAAUAACAUAUUUUAGGUGUAAUAACAAUUGAGAUUUGAGGAAUUUACUAAUCUAUGCAUUUUUUAUGAGUGAAUCAACAAAGGUUUAAUAUCUUUUUUUAUUUAAAAAAAUCUAAAUAUCACUUAUUUGUAUGAUCUGUUAGAGGCAGUUGACAGUUUAAGAUGACACAGAAAGGAAAUUCUUCAAUAUUUCGGACCUCAACUUUCUAUAAAUUGCCUACCCCCAUUCCUCUCCAGUGUUAGUACAUAAAGGCAAACCAUGAUAUUUCCAUGUUUAAUCCGUAGAAAUUAACGUAAAAUACCUGUUUCUCUAGAAAAACAUCACAAAUGAAGAGUUGCUUUUCUGUUCCUUAUUAUUACAGUGACAUUUAAAUUGUCUCUGUUGUUUGUGAUUGGUCCAAAGAUAUAGAACCUUUUUUGAAAAAUGCCAAAAUAUGCCUUCGUGCUUCCACAAUUUUUGAAAGAUACAUUAUGUACAAGAAGUAAAAACUAGUGUGCAGUAUUGUUCUAUGCCGUCAUCUACUAGCACUUUGUCCACUCAGAUGAUUUGCAAUUUUAUGCACAAAUACUGCAUUGGAGAAUUACAAAUAAAAAUUUAUAACUUUAUCAUAGAAUUUAUUGAAAAUAAAUCUAGAAUAUAUAGAAAUGAAAUAUAUGGAAAAAAUGCUCAACAAAUGACAUUUUGAAUAUUUCAUUCUCAUAUGUGAUACUCAGAAUAGGUAUGGAAACGGAUAAUUGCUUGUAUUUCUAAUGAGUAUAUCCGUUUUUAUUAAGUGAACAAUAAAUAAAGCAAACUGAAUCAUUUCCAGGUUUAUCCAAUUAAAUAAUAGAUGAGCUACAGAGGUAUAAUAUUGAUAAUUAAAUUUAUAUUGUCUAUGUAAGGUGUGUUAUAUGAAAUGCUCUAUAAAAAUAUAUUUGUAUUAUGUGUGAGUUUUCUGUAUUUCAUUGGUAUAAGUGUUUUUAACAUAUAGUGCCUUUUCAUUAUAAAAAGAGUAUAAUUUUAUAUUCCAUAUCUCAGACUAUUGUAAACGAAAAUGCUGCAUAAUGUAACGUUAUUGAAUCCUGGACCUCUGGUAAAUCCUGUACGAUCCACUAAAUUCCAAUUAUCUGCCCAGCUGGCCCACAAUUAGUCUAUGUACUUAUUAUUAAAAUGUAGACAUUUAUUUAUAUCUAUAUGUUCAAACAAUUUUGUUAAUCUUAAGUUAUAUAUAUUUUAACUUUUUAAAAUUUUUCUGAUACUUAUUUCAAAAUUGGAAGCUAAAAUUAUAAUUUUAUUUUCUUUCAGUUACUAUAAAUGGAAAGGACAAUUUUUUGUACAUUAGAUUCAUCGUUUAAAAUUUCGAUUCAACUUACUAUUGUGAUUCUCUAAAUUCUCUUAAUUCUAAAUUUUCAGCCUAUGAAAGAAAGUAAGAAAUCCUCACAUUCACUUGUAAUGUGUUUAGUUCUUUUUAAAAUGACAUAUUGUGAGGAUCCAUUGGUCAGUUUUAAAUGAUCAGCAAUGGAGUGAUGGUAUAGUGUCCCGCGUUUGGUCUGGUCUAUUAAAAUAUCACAUCUGAAUCAUAUUUAUUGAUUAAAAAGUAAAUCUGUUUUGUUUUAUAAAUGUCCUGCAUGCGCCUGGAAAAUUAAAUAUUAGCUUUGUUUAUUCUUUUGUAAGAGCUAAAUGCAUUGCAAUUAGGACAAAAUUUGCAUUUGAGCCGGAAGUUUUUAUUUCAUUUCAGAGAUUUUCAACAUGAAUUGCUUUUUGUUUAUCUGAUAUCUUGUGUGCAUUUGGGAAAUUAAAUAAUAUCUGUAUGGUUAUUUGUUGCUGGAACGUUGCUUUAUUAUUAGAUGAAAUUUAUAUUAAGUAAAAUUUUCCCUUUAUUUUAUUUUAUAGGCUUAAUUUUCACUUUCAUUUCUUUUUCUUAAAUUUUCUCUUCUAUAAUUGAAUCUUUUUUUUUUUUGGAAAAAAAUAUUGUUUUAAAAAUUUGCAAAUUUUAAGUAAAUUACAUUUUAUUAAAAUUGUGCGCGAUAACUUGAGUGAAAUUUUGAAAACACUUUUUGUCAUCAAAAUAUGAACUUAUUGAAUUUUUAGUAUUAUGUAAUCAAUAUAUUACAUAAAAAUAUUGAAAACACCUUGAAGAAUUCCUAAACCCUUAAAUUAAUUUUAAGGAUAAAUUACUAAAGCUAUGCUCAAUAUCUAAUAUGAAUGCUUUCAAAUAAUUAGUUUGAAUGUAGAAACGUGAAAUUUUAAAUUAAAAUAUAUGAAACACGAGAUUAAAUUAACGAAACCAUUAAGCAAGGAUAAGUAACGAAUAAUUAAAAUAAAACUUCAGCAAGGUCUUUGUUAACGAAACAACCAAUAAAUAUAUUUCUAAGAUUUAUAGCAACUAUUUUCACAAUUGUAAGUUAUUUCAGAUAUCUUGCAUAUCAUAUAUGAAAUGUAUAACGCACUAAAAACAUUCCAUAUCACAAAAUUUAAAAAAUAUGCACGUUUAUUUUAAUGGUAGAAUAGCUUUAUAUUUAGAAAUAAAAUGUUCUAACAUGAUAAAAAUAUAACUCUGAUCACUACGAUUACGUUUUAAUUUUAAUUUUAUGGUUAAUUUAAUAUAUUUAUUCACAUUAGGAGUUCUUAAAGUUUGAAAUAUACAUAAUGGAAUUGGCUUUUUAGACUCAAACUAAUGAGAAAAAUGUAAAUUCCCAGCGUAUGUUACUGAAAUUUUUUGACGAAUACUUGACCAAUAAAUUUAUAAAGCAAAGCUGGGAUUUUUAAUAUCGUAAAAUAAAAUGUUAUUAUUAAAAAUAAUUGAAAUGCUUUAUUCAAUAUAAAAGCAAUAGAACAGCAUAGUCAAAAAUGGACUAGUGCUACAAAACGCUUCAAACCAAACCGAUAUAAUAGUAGACUAAAUCAUUUUUUAAAAAGUAAAUUAAACUAUAAAUACUUGAGAAUCAAUUUAGCCAUUUAAAUAUACAUUUCCAAUUCAAAUUUUUGUUUUAUUUAGUUUUUCAAAAUAUUUAUAAAUGAUAUAUGUAUUUAAGACACAGUGCUUUUAACAUAUGAAGAAGAAAUGGGGGCUAGUGCUGCAAAAAAAUGAUAGUCGAAAAUGGAUCCUGAAAUGUUAAAACAUUUCUUUUUAGUUUUUGACUUGAUUGUAACAGAACUAUCCUUUAAACUUACAAUAACAUCUUGAAUUCAAAACUGAAGUUUGCAUGAAAAUUCUGAAAAAUCCGGAUAUUUUUUCCCAAAAUAUUAUGUGUUCAUGAUUAGUUUAUUACUGAAAAUAAAUUUACCUCAAUUUUCCUAAUGAAUGGUGAAUUAAUUUAUGAAUAUUCGUAAAAAUUUUGCAAAAAAUAUUUUUGCCUGUUUUUUGUUUGAAUAUAAACGGUUUUACUCUAAAUUUUUUCUAAUGUUUUAUCGAACAUAUGAAUUCUAUUUAAUAGUGUUCUAAAAAAUAUCCACAUUGAUGUAUUUUAUACGUAGACUCAGUAUUUUAAACUCGUGUGUUUCAAAUAAUUAUGAGCUUUAUGCAGAUCUUUUCUCAGUAUUUCUUGUCAAUGUAGUUAACUAACUGUACUGUUUCUAUAUACUAUUAAUGUUAGUUUGUUAAAGCCUAGACAGCACCUUCAUAUUCCUUAGAUUCUAAUUAUGCAGCGGUUUGUUUACAAAACACUUCAUUUUGUGAAUGUGAAGCACUAUUUUUUAAGGGUGAAUUUCCAUAGAAUUUUAACUUGGUCCAUGAAUUAGAAAUAGUGGAAGAGGGUGAUAUUUGGAAGCAAAAUAAUAGUUAUAUUUUUAGAAACGAGUAUGAAAUUAUUGAUGAGCGUUUCAUUUGUAGAUUUAAAUUUAAAUUAGUGAUGUAUUAGAUGAUUAUUUUUUAUACGUAAUUCAAAAUUAGAUGAUAAAUUUUUGUGAUGCUAACAUUUACUACAAUUAGAAAAUGAACACUUUAAUGAUAUUAAAACUAGAAACGAAUUUGAAAUAAGAGUUUUGAUCUAAUUAACUAUAUCGUAGAAAGAGGUUCGUGUAAUUGUUUUUAUGUUUGUGAAUCAAUUUUGUGAAUUGUACUUCAUAUAUUGUAUCAAAAGUGUGUGAAUUAAAAAGACAUUUUGUCAGCAUAUGAAUCUAUUUCAUGGAAUAAUGUAAUUUUUUCAAUCUCAUGAGGAAAAUGUUUGUUAAUUACUUUUAUUCAAUCGCAUGAUGAUGAUAAGUUUAUUUUAAACCGAAAUGAAGAUGCUUUUCUAAAUGUACGAAUCAAUUAAUGAUUAUGCAUAUUUAUAAUGGAUAAAGGAAAUAUGGAUUAUAUGUUAUGUGUAAUGUCUCUAGAUGUAUCGAAAUAUUUUCUAAAGUCGUAUUAUCAGAAUUCUCAUAAAACAACUUAAAUAAUAAAAAUGAAAUGUGGAAAAUUCUCAGUGAAAGUGGCUAUAACAAAACAAAGACAUUUCUUGCAGAAACAAUUCAGUCAGUUUUGAUGGAAAAUUGCCGUAGUAUUUCUUUUACCUUAGAAAUAAAUUAGCCUUUUGAAUUCCAGAUUUCUUCAACAUUAGCUGCUUCGGAAUCUCUGAAAUCGAAAAACAAAGUACGAGUUAAAGUUUAGUUCGUUGAAUGUUUAUAAAGUUCUUAUGUAUUUUACAUUAGUUGCAGCUGUGUAAGUAUAUACAAUUAAAAAAAAAAUUCUGCAAAAAAUAUUGUAAAGAGAAAAAAUUAUUACUUUUUAGUCCUCAUUUUUUUUUCAAAAGUUUCUUCUGCGAAUGCAACAGCUUCUAAUACACUGGCUACUAAACCUUGGUUAAGAUUGACUAAACGCUAAUGAAUACUUGCAGUCUCAUAUUAACGCAAGAUAUUGUACAAUGUUGUCCAAAAUUAUGAACGCUUUAAAAUAUCGAGAAGAUGUUUUAACGUUUAAGUAUCGGCUACUAAUUUUGAUGAAUAAUAAAGGUAGAAUUGAGGUAGCUUAUCAAUGACAGAAUUUGUUUAAAUUUUUAAUCCAUUUAGACAUGCAAUUUCUGUAUAAUGUGAUUGGUUUUAGAAAAUUGUUUUUUUCUAAAUUUCUAAAAAUAAAAAUUCUAAUAAUUAGAAGAAAAAGAUACCCCAUGCUUUCUAAUCUUUUUUAGAAAGCGUGAUGCAUCGUUUUGUCAAACUUCUAAUGGCAGGGGGGCUUUCUUAUCCUUUUUCGAAUUCUUUCUGCAGUGCAUCUUUCUAGAUAAAGUAAAAAUCACUUUAAAUUGCCCGCAAAAUAAUGAUCACUUUGCUGUACUGAAUAAAUUUUUGGUUUAAAAAAUUGUUUUCAUCGAACUACAAAAAGUAUUAUCUGGUCAGAGACUUGGAUAAAAUAGCAUGCGCACUUAAAUGUCUCAUCGUGUAUAAACAAACCUCAUCACAAUUUUUGUUUAAAAAUUAUCUGAGGUUCUCAAAAAAUUUCGUUUUUUAUUUUUAUACUCCAUAGGAAAAUACAAUGCUUAAAAUAUUUUAACGUACAUAAUUUUGUAUGGUUUCGGCUUAUGUAAAUUUCUGCAAGAAAUGCUCUAAUCGAUGUAGUAUGCAACAAAUGAGGUACAUUUAAAAUAUACCAAAGAAUAGUUACCAUACUUUGCCAAGAUAACUUUAAAAGUCUAAACUAUUUUGAUCAUGGCUAUAUUUUAUUAGCAUUUAAAAACUGCCUUCUGCUUUUUAAAGCAAUAAUUUUUUGUGUUGUUUAUCACACCCUGAAUCAUAUAGAGUUAUACAAUAUGGUACUAAAUCUUGAUUUCGUCACGGUAGACCUGAUCUAGGAAAUUACUCCUAGCUCAUCAUUCCACUGUUUACUGUACAUACAGUGUUCAAGUACCAGUUGUAUUUUAUAUAUUUCUUAAAAAAACAUUUUUAUUUUGUUAUGCAAACAAUUUUCAAUUAUUUGUGACAAUUUUGUAAAUAUUUUUCUUUCAAACACUGAAUAUUUAGUCGCUCUUUUAAUAUCUAACCAUGAAGUUGUGUUUUAGUUAUUUUGUAUAUGGAUAUCUAUGUUGAUGUUAACAACCAAAGAGAAAGCUGCUCUCCUAUUUAUGCUGGCUUAAUUACAAUGAAUGUUUAACACAAAUAAACGAAUGUAUUGUUGUUGGUAUAAAUUUAUUGUUGAUAGAUAAAUGUCUGAAUUUACUUGAGUUUGAAGUGCAUAGUUGUGAAAUAUAGCGAUGUCUUAGAUUGAAAUUGUCUGAUCUUAAGCGGCUUCUGAGAUAUUGCUCACGAUUUAGAUGAUUUAUUCAAAUAUUAUAUAAAAAUACUUGAAGGGUUUAAAUGAUUUAUUCAACUAUUAUUAAGUUUGUUGCAUAAAAUAUCUAAAUGAUUGUUGUGUCUCAAGGGUGUGCAAGAUCUCAAAAGUCCCUGAAGAUCAUGUUUAAGUGGUAGAUGUACUGAACGAAAGAUUGCCUUCAAUAAAUGUAUAUUAUGAUUUGAA
Molecule: messenger RNA, 10429 nt
Organism: Argiope bruennichi
Lineage: Eukaryota; Metazoa; Arthropoda; Arachnida; Araneae; Araneidae
Product: large neutral amino acids transporter small subunit 2-like
Exons: 11
Coding region: 59-1549 (496 amino acids)
Biological process (GO): amino acid transmembrane transport
Cellular component (GO): membrane
Molecular function (GO): L-amino acid transmembrane transporter activity
Source: RefSeq, a predicted model, not a curated record